Molecule: messenger RNA, 2080 nt
Organism: Plutella xylostella (diamondback moth)
Lineage: Eukaryota; Metazoa; Arthropoda; Insecta; Lepidoptera; Plutellidae
Source: RefSeq, a predicted model, not a curated record
UCCAUUUGUUUGCUAAGUGACAUGUAUGCUGCGUACACACAAGAGUGAAUAUGCGACAGAAUGCAGUGUGGUGAGUGGCUGAAGGCUCAGUUGAUGUGGUGACGUUGCACAUGUUUUAAAAUGCACUAUAUAAGUAGGGAUCUGAUAAAAAAUACAAGUAGUACAGGAGAGCAGUAUAAGAUGGAGGAUGACAUAGACAUAGAGGAGCAUGAUCUGUUGGACGACCCCGCCUUGAGGAGCGUGUUUCCAGAUCUUGUCAUCCUCAAACGGGAAAUCAUUGAUUUUGAUGUCAGUGAAGAAACCACAACAACGACAGAAAUUCCAAUGAGACAGGAAUACCAACUGGACUGCUCUUUGAAGGAGAACAGUGGGAGUCCUCCUCCCGUGUGCCCCGCGCAUGACACAGAUGUCAAACCUGACGUGUUAUCUACGGACAUGGAUGACACUAUAACUGCUGAAAACUACAAUUUGACUGAAUCUGAAAUUUUAGUCUCUGAUAUAAAGAAAGAAUCAGAAAAUGCCGUAUCAAAGGAGUUGCCAUUUUACAGAAACAUAAGUAUACUCGGCAAGAUACAUGUAGAUGCGUCAGACAAAGUAGCUAAUUAUGUUAUUAAUAAUGAAGAGAAACUAAAGCCUAAUUCCGGUUUGGCAGCGGCAAUAAACUCUGAAGCAGGUAGAAGCAAGAUAAGUAAACAGUAUUGUGAAUUUGAACAGUAUUGGCAGCUUAAAAUUAUUCUUACUGACUGUUAUACAUCUCUAUUGGACAAUAACUGUUACUGCGCUCAGUGUGCAGUGUUGUUCCCCACCACUGAAGCGUAUAGUGAACAUUUCACGAGCACACACACCGAGACCACUACCUCAACUAAAGCCACGGCUUCUCCAGUAAUACGUAAAAAAAUAAUAUACCCACGUGUACAGAAAUUUGUGUGUGACACCUGCGAGAAAACAUUCAGCAAAAAAAGUAGCUUCAUAGAGCACAUGUUACUUCACACUGGCGAAAAGCCAUUCCAGUGUGACAUUUGCACGAAAUCAUUCUACCGAAGACAUCAUUUGAAGGGCCACAAGUUAGUUCACACUGGCGAAAAGGCAUUCCAGUGUGACAUUUGCACGAAAUCAUUCUACCGAAGAAGUCAUUUGAAGAGCCACAAGUUAGUUCACAGUGGCGAAAUGCCAUUCCAAUGUGAAAUUUGCCCGAAAUCAUUUAACCAAAUAAGUCAUUUGAAGAGUCACAAGUUAGUUCACACUGGCGAAAAGCCAUUCGAGUGUGACAUUUGUAUGAAAAGAUUUAGUCAUAGAUGUAAUUUGAAGAGCCACAAGUUACGUCACACUGAAGAAAAUUCAUUCCAGUGCGAAACUUGCGAGAAAACAUUCAGAUAUGUAUUGGAUUUAAAACGACACAAGUUAAUUCACAUUGGAGAAAAACCAUUCGAGUGUGAAACUUGCAAGAAAACUUUCGACCGCAUAAGUUAUUUGAAAAUUCACAUGUUAACUCAUAGUGUCGAAAAGCGGUUCGAAUGUGAAACAUGCAAUAAAAAGUUCAUGCGAAAGAAUUACCUGAAAGCGCACAUGUCACUUCAUACUCGUGAAAAGGCAUUCGAGUGUGGUACAUGCAAGAAAACAUUUAGACACUACACCACACUGAAAAGACACAAGUUAAUUCACACUGGCGAAAAGCCAUUCCAAUGUGACAUUUGCAAAAAACUGUUUAACCAAAGAAGUGCUUUGAAUAGACACAAGUUACUUCAUACCGCAGCACAGCGAUAUGAUUCUGAGGGAGUCAGACAACAAAGUGAGAUCCGGGAAACAUGAGGAAACAUAGUACAAACCACAUUUCACAAAACUUAAACUGAUGACAUUACCAAGCUUGUACAUUUAUGAAGUUGCAGUAUUCGUCAAAUCGCACGAACGAACAUAAACUAUGUGCAUUCUCGAGGAGGACAGCUCUCUUCGAUAAUAGUAUAUUUGGAAUGUCUACAAAAAUCUUUAACCGCUUACCGCAAGUUAUAAGAGAGACGAAUAAUAUGAUUCAGUUUAAAAAUAAAUUAUAAAACUUCUAGUAGUAAAGACAUUUUAUAAUCUA